Closterium sp. Naga37s-1 is the source of this 2424-nucleotide messenger RNA. The record is from the annotation of a GenBank genome assembly. NCBI's taxonomy places the organism in Eukaryota, Viridiplantae, Streptophyta, Zygnematophyceae, Desmidiales, Closteriaceae.
AUGGACAAUGUCAACAUUUCGGGGUUGAAGGCGCUGCAGAAUGGGAUAAUAACAUUCGUCAAUGAGCACGUCGCCCGGAAACGGGCGUGCCUUGUUGGAAUUGCGGCCGACGCCUGUGACGACGACGGCGAGGAUCCCCCUGUCGCCCACACCGUCGACGUUGCGUGUGGGACUUCGCUCGGAGAGCCCGGAGGCGGCGUCGACAAGGCAGAUGAGGAGGCAGGAAGGGCGGUGACUCGGACCGCGGAGAAGCACCAGGACAGUAGCGGGGAUCAGAACGCGGAGGAUGAUAACGAGUAUCAGCAAGACGAGCACCAUGGGAAUCGUGAGGAGGAGGAGGAGGAAGAGGAGGAGGAGGAGGAGGAGGAGGAGGAGGAGGAGGAGGAGGAGGCGGAUGAGGAGGAGGAGGAGGAGGAUGAAGAGGAGGAUUGGGGCUCGGCGGAGGAGGAGGCGGAUGUCGGGGAGGCGGAGAAGCAGCAAGUGGGGGAGCAGGACGAAGAGGUGGAGUGGGAGAUACUGGAGGAGGUGGUGGAGUACGAAGACGGAGCGGCGAAAGUCGGCAUGGAGGCGGAUGUUGUGAAAGGGGGAGGGGAUGAUGCCGACGAGGAGAAAGUCGGCGUGGAGGCGGCUACCGGGGGGAGUGAGAAGGUCGUGGUCGGCGAUGUGGUUGGCGACUGGAAGGAAGUUGUCGACAUCGAGGUCGGUGAAGGGGAUACCGCAGCGGCCACGAAGCAGGCAUGCGUGGAAGGGCCAACCGAGGCCACCGCGGUGAAGGCCGUGGGGGAGCGGUCGAGGAAGAAGAAGGCGGCGCGUGGUCAUCCCGGUUCCUCCGCGUCCGGUCGGCAGGCACCGCUGGACGUCGUCGAGCAGCUGCGAACGGAGAACAUGAGGUUGAGGGCCGACAAUGCAUGCCUGCAAAAGUCACUCGGUGAACAGACGGGAUGGGUCGACAUCUUGGCAAAGGCGGUAGCUGGACUCCUCGACAAGCUCACGGGGUUGACCGCCCAGGUCGCCGCCACCGAUAAGAAUGCGGCGAAACGUAUCGAAGACGCCACUUCGGCCAUGUCGACCACCAUUACCGACAUCAUCACUGACAACAUCUCAGAUGCCAUUGGCGCUACGAAGUCGGUCUCCCAAAAGGUAGUGGACUGGUUGAAGGAUAUUGACGAUCCCCAAGGAACGAUGGCAGUCGAACGCGCAAAAGGGGUAACAUGUGUAGUCGAGCACCUGGACGCCGUGUGGAAAGGCUUGGAGGAGACCAUCAUCAGCCACAUCGGCGCCGCGCAAACCAACAUUGCCACCGCGGUUUCACGCAACAUCGUCAUGCCGCUGCCGCCACCUCCUCCUCCCGCCCCAACUCAAGCCAUCCCAGAAGAGUUCCUUAAGGCGUUCAAGGCGGACGUGCUGAAAGCGGUGACGGAGGUCACACAGCAGUCGUUUGUUGCGUCCGGGAUGAAGGGUCAGAAGAGGGUGGCCGGAGGCGGCGGGGGAGACGGAGGCGAUUCAACGAGUGUUAAGCGGAGCAAGGGAGUUGAUGGGAGCCGCGGCGUCGGCGCGGUGGGGCCUGGCGGCUCGCGGACUCAAGGUCAGAGCGUGGUCGACCAGCUCAAGAAACAUGGGGCCAAGGUAAUAAGGUCGCACAGCAAGGGUGAUGGAAUCUGCAGUGCAGAUGGGGGCCCUGCCGACGAGGUUGCCGCUCAAGACGCUGGCCCAACAGCCCCGCCCUUGGUCGCCGACAAUGAGAUCCCAACCGCUCAAACGGCGGUCGAUGGCAGUGCCAGAACCGUCAAGGGACCGUCUGUGGGGGUGGCGGGGACCACGGCGAUUCCCCGCAACCCACCCCCGGCCAGCAGUGCGCCGGUCGGCCAGUCAGCCGCCAACAACGAUGGGCCAGCCCUCGCGGCAACUCCAGCACCAGCAGGCCGGCCUGCCGCCAUGGGCGACGCGAAGGACGCUGCGGCUGACCGCGAUGCUCCGCCCGCCAAUAAGGCGAACUCGCUCAGGGAAAUGCCCCACCACAUAGAGGCCCAUCGCAGGGACGUGCAGCAGCCUCCCGUGGUCGGUGCCGCCCCUCCCGAAACAGCACGUCCCUCUGUCACUCCGCAGGUCGCCGCCGCCACAACGUCCAACGCCCGACCGUCUGCGCCUCUGGUCGCCGCCCGUCCUCCCGCGGACCCAAAGUCCGCAUUGCUUCGCGCCCGGUUAGGCGCACGUAGUGCAGCAGCGCCAACACGGACCCAGCCGGAAGCCGGCUCAAGCGCAACGCCGACGUCAACAGGCAUUGCUGCUCCCACACCCGGUGCAAUUGUUGUCGAUGCGGCGGCAGAGAAGGGCGUGAGUGCAGCGCUAGCCACCGGUGGCGGAGGCGGUGACCCUGCACAGGCGCCGAAAGGCCACAACGACGCCAACCUCGCUGCCAUCUAG